AUGUUCGCCCGCCAGGCUUUCCGUCCCGCCCGCACCCUCACCAACUCCGUCCGCAGAUACGCGUCCGAGGCCCCCAAGAAGAGUUCCAAUGGGGCUCUCUAUGGCGCGUUGGCUCUCGGCGCCGGCGGCGCCGGCUACUGGUACUUGAACAGCUCGAAGGGCGCCGUCCCCACACCUGCGUCCUUGAAGCCCGCCGAGAAGACCUUCAAGGGUGGCGAUCAGGGCUUCGUUUCUCUCGUGCUCGAGGAUGUCGAGACCGUCAGCCACAACACCAAGCGCUUCCGCUUCAAGCUGCCCGAGGAUGACCACGUUUCCGGCCUUGAGGUCGCCUCCGCGCUAUUGACCAAGUACAAGGGUCCGGAGAUGCAGAAGGCAGUUUUGCGGCCGUACACUCCUGUGAACGAUGAGGAUGCCCGCGGCUACCUCGACCUCGUCGUCAAGCAAUACCCCAACGGCCCCAUGUCAACGCACAUGCACAACAUGACACCCGGCCAGAGCCUUGACUUCAAGGGCCCGCUGCCCAAGUUCCAGUGGGCCCCGAACAAGCACGAGCAUAUCGCUCUCAUCGCUGGUGGUACCGGUAUCACGCCCAUGUACCAGCUCAUGCGCGCCAUUUUCAAGAACCCCGAGGAUAAGACCAAGGUCACGCUUGUCUACGGCAACGUCGGCGAGGACGACAUCCUGUUGAAGAAGGAGCUUCACGAGCUGGAGAACACGUACCCUCAGCGCUUCCGCGCCUUCUACGUACUUGACAACCCGCCGAAGGAGUGGACUCAGGGCAAGGGCCGUGUCACCAAGGAGGUGCUCAAGACGGUUCUGCCAGAGCCGAAGGAGGGCGACAAGCUUAAGAUCUUCGUCUGCGGUCCUCCCGGCAUGUACAACGCCAUUUCUGGCAACAAGGUCAGCCCCAAGGACCAGGGUGAGCUGUCUGGUAUGUUGAAGGAGCUUGGAUAUGACAAGGAGCAGGUUUACAAGUUCUAG
Diplodia corticola is the source of this 981-nucleotide messenger RNA. Its product is annotated as nadh-cytochrome b5 reductase 2. Gene Ontology annotation, molecular function: cytochrome-b5 reductase activity, acting on NAD(P)H. The transcript is spliced from 4 exons. The coding region runs from base 1 to 981 and encodes 326 amino acids. The record is from RefSeq and is a predicted model, not a curated record. Lineage: Eukaryota; Fungi; Ascomycota; Dothideomycetes; Botryosphaeriales; Botryosphaeriaceae. Gene Ontology annotation, biological process: ergosterol biosynthetic process.